Molecule: messenger RNA, 1864 nt
Organism: Sitophilus oryzae (rice weevil)
Lineage: Eukaryota; Metazoa; Arthropoda; Insecta; Coleoptera; Curculionidae
Product: serine protease gd-like
Exons: 11
Coding region: 172-1785 (537 amino acids)
Biological process (GO): proteolysis
Molecular function (GO): serine-type endopeptidase activity
Source: RefSeq, a predicted model, not a curated record
AAAAAUAGCUGUUUUAAGAUAGUGGUGCAAUAUUUUUAAAACUUAUUAAUGAUAUGUGAACUCUUGAGGUAGAAAUAAUUUUGAAAGAGAUUUAUUAAUUAAUUUAUUAUCUAUUUUACUUUACCAAGGAAAUAUCUCUUGAAAAUUAGACAAAAGAACUUUAAAGAAGAUAUGGAAAAGUUUUCAAUAAUGAUUUUCUACAUAGUGAUAAUAUUCACAAGUUUCUAUAAACAUGUGAUAUGCAACUCAAACUAUAACAGUCCCUGUCCAGAAGCUUUUCAAUACAGAACUGACUCAGAAGGAAGGUUGUAUGGCGAAAUAAGCAUAGAACCUGCACACCAUGAUGGAAGUAGCAUACAGAUAUCUGUAGAAAUGUCAGUAGCAAACAGUGUUCAGAGUUACUUAGGUAAAUUAGUACUAACAAAAUCUUUAAAAAGUGCUGUUAGUGAUAUGGAGCACAACAGACCUGUCCAGUACUGGCUAUAUUUUCCAGCCUGGCAUGUUAUUCCUCCAAAAAUAACGAAAAUAGAAGUUAACUGUAAUCAAAUUUGUAGCGGACCGAGUAUCUCAAUGGCCGCUGCAAACAUUAUCGUUACAAGUAUAAUACUCAAACACAAAUUUAGUUCUGGAUCAACUUUACCAGCAACAUGUUCAAGUCAGCAAAAAAACAAAAAUGAUUAUAAUAAUCACAAAUAUACAACCAAUAUAAGAAACGGUGGUUUAGUAACUGUCAUCUCUUCAGAUCACUCAACGAAAGAUUACCCACAUAAUAUAUUUUUUAACAGCAAAGAAAUGGAAGAACCACUGCCAAAUUCUCGACCUAUGAGAAACCCUUUUCCAGAUAACCCAUUUUUUGAUGGAACGUUAGAACUAAAAAAAUAUAAUUUUACCAUUCCUUAUCAAACCAAAACACCGAUCACUACCAAAGCACCGGAUCAGCCAUAUGCACAAAAUCCAUUUCUUUCUGGACUACUAUCUACACGUCAGCCUUCUACGCAACCAAAGCAAAAGCCAAUACAUAAUCAACCAUCACCUAAAAUACCUCUUCAGAUAAAUACCUCAAUAACUGGAUCUAUAGUACCUCAAAACAUUAAAAAUAAUGAUAUGAGUAAAAUCUGUGGACGACCAGUAGUUCCUACGCAUCUAAUUGUCAAAGGCCAGUCAGUACCAAGAGGAGCUUACCCUUGGUUGGUAGCUAUGUUCCUUAUUAUCAUUCAACAAGGCCAGAAAAAUGUCAGAUUAGAGUACAAGUAUAUUUGCGGUGGAUCACUUAUAUCUAAUAAACAUGUUGUUACUGACUACCGAACUGGAUCUGCAAACGCUGAUAUUGCACUACUUAAAUUUGAGGAUAUUGAGUUCAAUCCAAUAAUAAAACCACUUUGUUUGUGGGCAGGAGCAAAUGAAUUAAAUCUAAUUGUAGGCAGACAAGGAACUGUAGUAGGGUGGGGAAGAGAUGAAAACAAAGACAUGUCUCAAUUGAGACAGCUCAAUCUCCCGAUAGUGAGCCAAGAGAAAUGUCUUAGAAGCGACAAGAGUCCAGGAGGAUCUUUUCUACGAAUUACAUCUGAAAAAACAUUUUGUGCUGGUUUUAGAAAUGGAUCUGGACCAUGUGACGGAGACAGUGGCUCAGGCUUUCUACUAAACAAAAAUGGAGUAUUUUUUCUAAGAGGCAUUGUUUCCACAGCAUUAAUGGACCCUGUAACGCAUUCCUGCAAUUUGGAUGAAUACGUAGUAUUCACAGAUGCCAGCAAAUAUUCUAGUUGGCUUUUGAAUGAAAUUACGUAGCAUUUGAAACCAUGUAGCUAAAGUUACCUGUCACAACAUAAAAUAAAAAACUGUACAAAAAAAAUUCUGUAAAUAUGUA